CAUUGUGAGGAGGGUAACCUUUACACUCUUUGGUGCUUGGCCUGUCUGCACGACGACCGUUUACUGAGCUGUAAGAAAAAUACAGAAGUACAUCUGUAGAAACAGACUCUCAACUCUGGCGAAGAAGAGCACGUUUUUGCAGAAGGAAAUAAAGAAGGAGACCACCUUACAAAGGAGUCAUGAAGUUGUCGCAGACGCCAAGUUGCUGAAAGAAAAAUCGCCCAAACCAUCGGAACAGACCGAAGAUGGCACGGAGGUCAUCCCUGUCGAGCCUCCACCUGAUCUUUUUAAAGACCUCAGAUAUGACGAGGCGCUGGCCAUCAGGAAGAUCCCAACGCUGCACGUCUGGGACCCAGUCGUAUCCGUGCUGGUCAAACAUCACUUAGCUUACCAGCCACCGGUAGAGGUGCCCAAACCGUUCACCUUGGGGCUGCAACUCCCCGUGGAUGAGAAGAAGCAGCCAUUGGAACUCUACAAACCCUUCAGUCGAUUCACGAGAGGCAAAGUGGAGACACUCAAGGUGCAACAGCCUUGGUGUCAAAAUGCCACACUUCGCAGGCAAUUGUCAAAGCAGGAGCACGCCCUCCAAGCCUGGGAGAAUAGCUUGGAAUCAUCAGCCAGGAAAACGGCCUGGAUAUCCAAGGAGAUUGGCCGACCUGCAGGCAAGCUGCUGCUGAGCAUACCGCUGCAUCUACCGCCAACAGAAAACCAUCGGGGCAUGUCGCACGGACCAGAACAUGACUUUCCCAAGCUCAAACACCAGGAGAGGUUCUAUCAUUCAGACGCCUUCUUCUGGAUGCCACGUAGGGUCGGGUCCGCCGAGUUUGCCAUCGACUCAACUCCCACGUGGACGGAAAGAAAGUUCUACAAGCCGCCGUUGACUAUCGCACGGCCGCAUCUCGAUGACAUGCUGCCCACCAGCUUAAGGAACGAGAGGAGGUAUCAGGAUCAGGAAAGAGUCCGAGAGCAUCUCGAGAAAAUUGCCGUCAAAGGUGCAGCAGUGCAGCUUCACUGGCCAUCGUCAGUCGUUCUUUCACCUCACGACGACUACGGCAAAAGAAAGUUCUUGAGAAGGUUAACUUUUCUCCAUAGGGUGCCAUCAGACCCCGUCCACAGCAAAGCCUGUUUGAUGGUGGCGGGCAAGAUGUACUACUGGGGUGAGCCGUGCCCACAGGACCUCGUGGAGGUUGGCUUUGUUUGCCGGACGGGAGAGCGGGCGGACAACGAAAUCCGGCUGGCCAACAUGGGCAGCACCGUCAUCCGGUGUGUCUGGUGCAAAGAUGUUCACUCGAACCACUUCAACAAGGGGCACUACUUUAACAAGCACUUCAUUUUCGAUUCCUCGGACCGUAUUCUCUUGCCGCUGGACCAGGUGACAUUGAAGGUGCAGUUCCACGCUAACUACCCCGGUUUCUGGCGGGAAGUCUGGCACCUGAAGACGAAGCCAGCGUUGGGGCCUGACGGAAGCAGUAAUAUCCCCAUCAGUAUGUGGGCAAGAGCCCUGGUCUCUGACGAUAACGACCGUCGAUGCAGGGAGCUGGAAGAACAGCUGGACGUUCUUGUCGCCAAUCGAAUCGCCGCCAACAUCAAUGAUCAGCUACUGAGGAACCUGCCAUAUCGUGAUUACAAAGCCAUCCUCUGUGAGCGCUUCCCUGUGACCGAGGACAUGUUCGUGGUGGACGACGUGGAGCUGUUCGAAAAGGCCAACCCCAGCCUCUCCUACCAUGGCCACGCAAUGUUCACCAUUGUGAAAGUCUUCAGGAAGGUACGGGAGUUAAGGCGCCCCACGAUUGCGAUCGACCUGGUGGACGACUUAAAACAAUUUUUACUAAAGACGCAGCCAACAAGUCCUCAUAAAACAGAAGAAUCCAACGAGAGAGAAAAAAUGCAGGGAUCCCCUUUUUCAAACGCGACGAGUAUAUCUGCAGACGCGGUCAAUGUAAGCUGCCACAUAGAAGAAACAGAUGCCAGAAGACUCAAGCUGUCAAAGAAAGGUGAACUCAAGAAUGAUGUGAUCGAUGUUCAAAUGCCGUCGAGGAAAAUCAACGGAUCGAGAAAGACCGAGGUAGACGAGCUGCUAGAGGGAAAUCCUGCCGACCAAGACCCAUUGGAGCGAAGAACCAUCACCGUCAAGGGCCUUCACAAAAUGAUAGCGGGUCUUGACGAAAGGAUGGAAGAAAAGGGCAGAAUGCUUAUGGAGUUGAACGAGGCGGUGAGUGACAUGAGCUUUCAUCGAGAUCAACCGAAUGUGCAUAAUUUCAAGCACAUCGUUUGCCGGACUGCGCUGUGCCAGGCUGCAGACGACGUGGCUGGCAUCGCGCAGCGGCUGCGGCACGACAUGCGUCUCAAUCUGCGUCCGGAAAGCGGCAGAGGCUUCAAGAUAGUGACGGCAGGUCAUCCCACCAGCAAAGGGGAGAAACUGUACGGGCCAAAUCAGAAAGAAGAAACGCGUCAUCCACCUAUGUCGACCCCGCAAACAGUGUCGACCGUUAGGGCCAAGCAUUUCACGUGGACGUCUGAGCCCAUAUCAUCAUUGAUCAGCGAGGACCAAAACAGGAAGUCCAUAAGUGACGAGACUGACGACAUUACUCUUAUGACCAGCACUCGCGAAAUCGAGCGGACAAAGAGCGUGGUCACCGGCUCGCACGAGAUGUACCGGAAAGUGCUGUACGAGCUGGUAUACGAGCGUGUUGAGCGCCUUCUGCUAGACCUGCUGCCCCUGAUGACGUGUGAUCAGCCACAGCUGAACCCGCUCAAGCCCAGGCCAGAGCUGUGACGUGCGUUAGUUUUGUCUACGCUGGAAUGCUUUGAACCGUUGACUAUCAGAAGUUGAUGUGAAGUCGCAAUAGACUAACGUCGGACCUGAUAGGAACUUCGCUAACAGUAAAGAAUAGAGAUCGGUUUAAGAUAAAGAACAGGAAAGAUGGAUGAGAAAGAGAGAAGGGAGAUAAAGAGAUUGAAACAUCCUAAAU
Messenger RNA from Pomacea canaliculata, 2972 nucleotides. RefSeq lists its product as uncharacterized. The record is from RefSeq and is a predicted model, not a curated record. Bases 719 to 2776 code for a protein of 685 amino acids. NCBI's taxonomy places the organism in Eukaryota, Metazoa, Mollusca, Gastropoda, Architaenioglossa, Ampullariidae. The transcript has 4 exons.